UAUUCGCGGAAGGUUUUCUCUUCGUUCUGUAUCCACGAAAUAUCGUUUAUUUUAACAAUUUAUAAGCGUUUAUUCAAUUUAAUCGAUAUUAUAUCCUUUUAAACUCCGUGGGAGGAUUUUCAGUGAUAAUAGGGGGUUGUUUUUUGAAUGUAAAAGACGUGACUAAAAAUAGAUCGUCCGACAUACUUGGGGAAUCGUCGAUACUUCUCAUUCAUGUAAUACAUUCAUUUUGUGUUCAGCUGUGCUGGUAUAUAGGUCGGUUGAGACUUUACAAGAAAAUUUAUCAGUGAAUGAACUGUAUCCAAACUGAAUAAAACACCUCUGUGAACGAAGACGAAGACACACCUCAAGUUUUCGAACACUAACGAAUAAAAAAAUGGCGACGACAGAGGGAGGUCUGGCCCCGGGCGGCGAUGAUAUGCCAGUGGGAGGACCCAAGACACCGCAGCAGAUCGCCGCUCAGCGCCGCCUGCAGCAAACGCAGGCCCAAGUCGAUGAGGUGGUCGAUAUUAUGAAAACAAACGUGGAGAAAGUACUGGAGCGAGAUCAGAAACUGUCCGAAUUAGAUGACAGAGCAGAUGCACUCCAGCAAGGUGCGUCACAGUUCGAGCAGCAAGCUGGUAAACUGAAAAGCAAAUUCUGGUUGCAAAACUUAAAGAUGAUGAUCAUCGCAGCUGUGAUUGGCAUCAUCAUUUUGGCUCUAAUCAUCGCCAACUUUAUGUGAACAAGUUUCGGUCUGUAAACACCAAAGGAGGAUUGAAGCUGCGUACUAUAUAACAUCGAAAGCGGUGCCGGCGUUUCGUUUAUUAAAAUAAGUGUUUAUUGAAAUAUUCCCAAUUUAUAUAUACCAAAUAUAUAACAAUAAUGUUUCGAACAUUUGAGUCUACAUAAUUUCAUUAUAUACGUAUAUUUAUUCUAAAGCAUAAAAUUAUAAUUCACGCGUCCUACUUUCGCCACUUUCAUUCACAAACUGUGAAAAAUCUAAAUAGAGUAUUUUUAGACGAUCUUUUUUGUUUAAAAAUUUACCUUAAAUAUCCUAAACACUUAGAUA
Messenger RNA from Papilio xuthus (Asian swallowtail), 1051 nucleotides. Its product is annotated as vesicle-associated membrane protein 2. The record is from RefSeq and is a predicted model, not a curated record. Lineage: Eukaryota; Metazoa; Arthropoda; Insecta; Lepidoptera; Papilionidae. Gene Ontology annotation, cellular component: membrane. Bases 377 to 724 code for a protein of 115 amino acids. The transcript is spliced from 8 exons. Gene Ontology annotation, biological process: vesicle-mediated transport.